Molecule: messenger RNA, 999 nt
Organism: Dujonia railenensis
Lineage: Eukaryota; Fungi; Ascomycota; Pichiomycetes; Serinales; Debaryomycetaceae
Source: the annotation of a GenBank genome assembly
AUGGUUUCAGCUAGGCCCUUCGCAAUCACCUUCCCUGGUCAAGGCAUAAAAAAGCCGGGAUUACUUUCUCCGUACAGACAACUCAAAAGUACCUUAAUCAAAGAUGAGCUCGAUGUGGUUUCUGAUGUGAUGGGCCCUGAAUUUACCGAGACCCUCUUGGAAUCAGAAAAGGUUGCUGAGGAAGGCUGGAUAAAAAAGACCUCGAAUGCUCAACCUGCGGUUCUAGCCACUUCCUAUAUUAUAAAUCAGAUCAUGAAAAAGCAAUUCAAUGUAGAUUUAGUAUCACAUCCUGGCGCUAAGUAUAUUCUCGGACAUUCACUAGGCGAGUACUCUGCUCAUCUCGUGAAUGGGCUGUUUUCAUUUCCGUUGGCAUUGAGAUUAGUUUCCGAGAGAGCUACAAUUAUGGAGCAACUAGUACAGCAAAGAGGUUCGAAGUUUUCGAUGAAGGCAGUUUUGUUUGAUGCCACUAGAUUUGAUGAACUUGUAGAAGAGUUUGCUGAGCAAGGCAUUCUUGCAAAUGUGAAUGCUUCCAAUCAACUUGUAAUUUCUGGAGAAGAGUCUGAGAUUAUCGAGAUUAUUAAUGCAAAUAAAAGUAAAAUCAAAAGAGCCCUACCGCUAUAUGUAAAUGUGCCCUUCCACAGCAAGAUCCUCGACGGAGUAGAGCCUAAGCUUCGUGAAUUCUUGACGGAGAGAAUGGACACUGAAAGCUUUACUGGCCAGCUUCCUGUCGUUAGUAACUUGACGGGCUUACCAUCUAAGGGCGAAGAAUCCCUUCUGAACACCCUUGCUGCUAAUUCAAAACCAGUACAAUGGGUGAAAUCGAUGCAGUUUCUAGCGAGCGAUGGAGUUGCUGAUGUGAUUAAUGUAGGUCCGGGUUCAGUAGUUUCUGGACUCAACUCAAGAUAUAACGUGAAGAACCAUAACCUUGAAACCUUGCAACAAAUGGAAACGUUGGCCAACUACUUAGAGAAGAAAUGUGGGAGCGAAGAAAACUCGUAA